CGUAUUUAUAGCUGACCCAUUGUUUGUAUUUUUAGUACUAAAAUAUUGUCAGCCUGCGUCAGGAACUCGUACAAUGUCCUAGACGGACCUAUGACGAAGACCAGAUGCAGCCGAUCGACCGGAGAAGUUCAAGAUUAGUGCGAACUUAUUUCAAGAUUAGAGUGCAUAGAUGCUCCGUCAUUUCUAGGUUGCUGUAAGAACUGACCUUGUCCUCAGUAGGAUUCAUCGUGCAGUAUAGCGGUCGAGCAAUUGAGUUGAAUGCAGAAGGAUGUUUUUUUUUUUCGAUCAUCUUCGAUGAUACCUUUUGGAGUGUAUGUAGCCUUCUUUUGAAAAACUGCUGAGUUUCAUAGAGUUCUCUAAAAUAUGUCCUUUCCGCACUUUCUUUAACCUUAAAAUGAGUUCAUCUAAAUCCUGGGACAAUGCACCUGACCACAGCCUAAUCGACUGAUUGAUAGGUUCUUCUGAUUCGAUUGACAGAUAAUUCGGCUGUACUGCUGUCAAGUUAAUUAGAGAACGUUACUUUUUUUUGGUGCUACAAACGAAUGGUUAGCUUUGUUAUCCGGACACGUCCAAAAUUGAAGUAGCUAUUAAACUUCGCUCCGCACUUCACGGUUAAUAAUACCAACAUUUAGCUCUGCAUCGAUAAAAGGAGUUGUCAUGAAAAUUAGAACGAAAAAAGGGUGUAGUAGAAACAGGCCUCAUUUUGAUAGUGAUCGUUUCAGUGAAGAGUUCGGUCCGUCUUGCAACUGUCGGCUUUUAAACUAUUGCGAGGGCAUUUGGGUUUCGCUACGUAAGGCAAAAAUGAACAAGAUGCAGAAACGUUUCACGUGUGGGCAAUUUCUAUCAACAAUCUAAAGGCAACAUUUAAAGGCAACAUCUAAAGGCAAACCAUUGUAAGGACGAUCAAAUCCUUAUUGUGUCGUUUAGCCAUUUUCUGCAACUUUGUGUCGCCGCUUUUUUUUGUGUCUGCUUGACGCUUGCAACAGGGCAAAGCUUCUUUGCCACCUCGCUCGCAGUAUCUUACGAUGUAGAUUACAGUAUUAAUUGCAGUAGAACAUGCUUAAUGCAACGCGUCUGCUCGCGCCGUCGCCUUUGUUUGCAAAGCAGUUUAAAAGAGAAUCUAAUCUUGCCCUAACAUUAUCCAAUUUUAAGCCUCUUCUGAGCAAACCAGAGAUUCUGCUAUACUGCUGUGAGAUCUCCUCAAUGAAGCGUAGUCUUUGUAGCCUUCAUUCAUCCAUUGUCGCGCUAAUGUCAAUCGUUCUCUGCGGUUCCCCCUCAGUCCUAGUCCCGGCAGGCGACAGGCCGCUUUUCUGCUGCCCUGUCGUGUUCGUCGUUUCGUGAUCGGUCGUUCGUGGUCCGCCGUGUGCUUGUCCUAGGAGCGGCCAGAGUAGUCAUACAGCCAGACACAGAAAGAUAGCAAAAGAGAAGGAGAAAGGAGAUACGCAGGCCAUGUGCUCUGCAGCCCGUGGGUAGUGGGUAUUUAUUGAGCGUCGUAGCGGUGGAAGUAGUAGACUCACAUGGUGCGAGCGCACAUACGACCGACAUCUCUGCGCUCUACCAGACGUCUGCCCUUUCCACCGGUGGCAGGCUAGGCUGUUCCCGCACCCCCGAGAAAAGAACCUACCAUCUGGUCAGACAAAUCAUUCGCCUUUAGGCGACCCACGACGGAGUACGCCCCGCUAGAGAAGAGGUGUGUUCUCCAGGAAGCGACAAACGAUCGAUCGAAAGACGCAAGUACGGCGGCAACGACAAAAACCUUAGAAGAGGGCGCCACACGCCACAAAUCUAGGGUUUGAACGAACAUUGGUGUUUUUCAAGGUUAUUUUUGUGCUCUGUGAAUAUUUGUGCUUCCUUAUCUCUUACAAAAUACAAAAACAUAAACGGCAAGAUUUUUUUCAUUAGUUCCUGUGGACAGGCUUACUGUUUCGCUCUACGAACUCUACGAACUUUGGAUACGACAGUGAAACGAAACGACGGACAGACAGAUCGUCGGACAAACUUACUAACCCGGAAGAUACGGUGCCAACUAAUCUCUAGGUCAUCACAGCGACGACACUAAUCGUACGGCCUCUAUCUGUAUCCAGCUCGUGCGGCAAUCAGCGCUGUAUCGGACUUUGAACGACCUUAGCAGCGUGUGUACUCUUCCUAUGCUGGUUCCGAUAGGGAGUUAGUCACCGGGUAUUUGUCGCACUAGUACUAGACCGCGUUCUUGCAGCUCAUCAUUGACUUUUGCAGCGCCAAGACAGCGCCAACAGAACCGACGACAUCGCGUAGCGUGGGCAAGAGGUCAAGUAUAGCGAAGUCGUUCAUCCACACGCCGGUGGCAAAGGCGGCAAGAGCACCUCGAAGCUAGAACAAACAGACGCCCCUCAUUUACGUGAGCGAUACCGGAGCGUAUUCUACCCGUACUUCUGUCGAGUGAGUGGCGUAUUUGUGAAGUUUAGCGCGAGUCAACAGUGUUUCGACCGUCAGCUAUUACGCGGCGACCCGCAGGCACUAAGCCACCAGAAGCUGUCGCUAUUACUACUUCUACUGUUAUUGAUGCACACAGGGAACCAGCAUAACACGCACCUAGAUGCUCUGGCCGCUGGAAGAGUCACUGGACCCUGAUAGUCAACAGCAAAGUUUCCCGUCGUCGUUGUUGUUGUUGUUGUUGUCGUUGUCGUUGUCGUUGUUGUUGUAGUUAUAAUUGUUGUUGUUGUUGUUGUUGUUGUUGCUGUUGUAGAAGCUGUUGGUGGUGGUAUUCCCCUCGAUGUUUGUGGCGUCUGCAGCUGCCGCUGCGCCGCCGUCGCCGCCGCUGCGGUUGUUCGGCAGUCGUUGGCGUUGUGCCCUAUAACACUACCAGUUGUAGCAGUUUAGCCGUGAAGUUGCCGCAAGCAAACGAACGAGCACGAAGCGCGUGCUUCGCCCUAAGGAUCAGCCGCGACGACGUCAGGGGCUAGCUGGCUAUCUAGCUGACUGGCUGGCGCCCGUAUAGUGGAGCUGCUACGCUACCCAUUUGAAAAGUGGAACAACCACAUUGCGCGAUUAGCUGCAACAGAUAACCGCACAGAGCUACACACGCCGACAUACGUAAGCAGACGCAGAAAUAACAGUCGCGGUAGCCAACAUCGCUUCAGCCCAGCGUAAAGAAGCGGACAACACUGUGCCGCGGUUGAGCGCUAGCCAGACGCUGCAAAAAACACCCCGACGCUGACGUUCCCACUGUUGGAAUAGCAGCAGCACGAUUGGGGUCAUUGAACCGAUUGCAAUAACAGAAUAGCGUGACUCGUACUGCUGUCAGCGCUAUCCUCCAAUAUAGCAACAACAACUCCGGCGUUUGAGAAGGCCGCGGAGAUCGCUGUUUAGCGCUCACAGCCGAUAAUCGCCGGACUUCGAUCGCUACCGAUGAUUAUUCUCUCGAUGGGACAGUGAACGAUCUUUGUCGCAGCGUACAUAAUACGAAUCAUAAUAAUAAUUACAACGGCAACGAUACUAAGAUGGAACUGGAACUUGCUGCCUCCUACCACCUACCCACCGACCUGUCCGUGUGCGCUGUGAAAAAUGCCGCAGCUAACGCCGCUACUGCGGCAUCGAAUGCGCUUGCGGCGGCUUCUGCCGCCGUCAGCGAUGCUCAGAAGUUCGGUGGUCGGGGAAGUUCAUGGUCUCGAGAAGAGACCUCACUACUUCUCGAUGUCUACGAGGUGGAAAUGGCCAAGGAGGAUGCGAAUUUUGAUAAGAACUCCGCUUCACUAAUGGUGCCAAAAUUUCAAUCGAUUUACCGAACCAUAUCGGACCUGUUAAGAGUUCAGGGGUUUGAGCGUAGUCCAAUGCAAGUUCGUGAACGGCUCAAGCGAUUAAAGCGGGACGUUAGGGAGCACAAGCAAGGCGAAUUCACCGCGCGUGUUAGUGCUAUUGUUGGCCGGUCGCCGUACACAAGACCCAGCCUCAUUCAACAGGCAGCUAUUCUGAACACAGAGAAGAUGCGAUCGUUUAACAACAAUUCAAUCACGUCAAACAACCUCAACAACAACAACAGCUCGGAACGAAGUCUCAGUGAAACGUUCUACCCUGCAGACAUGCUAUCUACGGAGAUGUCGUACCCUGACGAUGACGAACCAACGUCCGAGAGCCCGAUGUCGUGCAAUGCUGAAGUUCCGGACGGUCAUUCCGAAAAUGAGGAACAUGAAGCUGAACAUCACGACACCAAUUCAGAACACGGCGAAGAGAUAAAGGUUCGAGUUCUCAGGGAGCAACAUGAAAAAGAGAAGGAGAAGCAUACUGUGCCUAGCGGUCCACUUCCACUCUGCACCAGCUCAGCCCCAUCUGUGGUGUCGUCGUCGUCAUCGUCAUCGUCCACCUCCGUCCAGUCAGCACCAGUUGUGCCCCCAGCCUUGGCUGCGUUAAUGCCUGCUCUCGUCAAGAAGGAGAAGACGCCGCCUCCUGCGCGAACUCCUCCUGUAUCAAGGACGCCACCGCGCCCCCGUUCGGUUCACAACUCCACACCUGUGCAAACACCACCCCAACCCACUCCAGUGUUACCUGCCGGUUUUUCCCAUGCUCUGCCAAGCCAUCUUUCGUUAAACCCCGCGGUGCUGUUCGGUCUGUCGUCCGGCUCGCUUCCGACACAGCUUCAGCCACGCGCCAAGACCCCGCCAGCCCCUAAGGCCCGUCCGUCGACCCCACCGGUUAACUGUAAUAGCUGCUCGCAGACCGCUGCCGAGCAGAAGAAGAUUCACAGUGUGCUGCAAAAAGUUAUCGCUGACCAGAAAGCUACUCAGGAAAGCCAAUUAAUGUUUCAGAGAGAAAUCCUCGCGCACCUUAAUAUGAUCACCUAUUCGAUUCAGACACUAGCCGCACAGUUCGCGUUUGGCGGCAAGGGCAGUAAGGAAACGCUAUCAAACUCGCCCCAUAGCCAAGAUGAGGAUGUUUCGUCAAUUCACGAUGGCCACUAGUAGUUAUAAUUGUAGUCGUAGUUGUAGUCGUAGUAGCAGCAGCAGCAGCAGCAGCUGCUGCGAUAGUCGUAGC
Varroa destructor (honeybee mite) is the source of this 5007-nucleotide messenger RNA. RefSeq lists its product as uncharacterized. The record is from RefSeq and is a predicted model, not a curated record. NCBI's taxonomy places the organism in Eukaryota, Metazoa, Arthropoda, Arachnida, Mesostigmata, Varroidae.